Messenger RNA from Monodelphis domestica (gray short-tailed opossum), 2142 nucleotides. RefSeq names its product olfactomedin 2 (gene OLFM2). Gene Ontology annotation, biological process: signal transduction. NCBI's taxonomy places the organism in Eukaryota, Metazoa, Chordata, Mammalia, Didelphimorphia, Didelphidae. The record is from RefSeq and is a predicted model, not a curated record.
CGCGGCUCCGGGGAGAUGGGGGCGGGGCGGGGGGGGCGGAGCCGGUAACAAAGAGGGAGACAGAGACGGAGGAAGAGAGACACAAAGAGGGGGAGACAGAGACUGACAGAGACAGGGACACACAUUGGGCGGGGGUGCAGGCGUGGGACAGGGAUUCCGGCCCCGGGGAGGCCCCCAGCGGUGAGGAAAGCAGAGGUGGUCCAAGCCUGGCCUGGCGCGCCCCGGGUGAUGGUCGCCGGGUCCGAAAGGAGGCGCCACUAGUGCGGGGUGAGGGGGGCGGGGCCGGGGUCAGCUGCUGGGGUCGGGGGACCAGGGGGUGCCGAGGGCUGGACACCUGGCCAUGCUGCUGCUCGCGGCGGCGCCGCCGCUGCUGCUGGUCUUGCUGCUGUGCCGAGGUCGCGCCGGACAGACGCUGUUCCAAAGUCCUGAGGAUGGCUGGCAGCUCUAUACCUCGGCCCAAGCCCCGGAUGGGAAGUGUGUGUGCACAGCUGUCAUCCCUGCGCAGAACAGCUGUUCCCGUGAUGGCCGGAGCAGGGAGCUGAGACAGCUCAUGGAGAAGGUCCAAAAUGUCUCCCAGUCCAUGGAAGUCCUUGAGCUACGGACAUUUCGUGACCUACAGUACGUAAGGAAUACAGAGUCCCUCAUGAGAAGCUUGGACUCGAGGCUCCGGGCAGCCGAUGGGGCCCGAAGCUUGUCAGCCAAGAGUUUCCAGGAGCUGAAGGACAGGAUGACAGAGUUGCUACCCCUGAGCUCAGUACUGGAGCAGUACAAGGCUGAUACAAGGACAAUUGUGCGCUUGCGAGAGGAGGUGAGGAAUCUAUCAGCAAGCCUGGCGGCCAUCCAGGAGGAGAUGGGUGCCUUCGACUAUGAGGAACUACAGCAACGUGUGCUGGUUCUCGAGGCCCGACUCCAUGCCUGUGCACAGAAGCUGGGCUGUGGCAAGCUCACAGGAGUCAGUAACCCCAUCACCAUCCGUGCCAUGGGCUCCCGUUUUGGAUCCUGGAUGACAGACACCAUGGCUCCCAGCGCAGAUAGUCGUGUGUGGUACAUGGAUGGCUACUACAAGGGACGGCGGGUGCUCGAAUUCCGCACUUUGGGUGACUUUGUGAAAGGACAGAACUUCAUCCAGCAUCUGCUGCCACAACCAUGGGCAGGCACAGGCCACGUGGUCUACAAUGGUUCCCUCUUCUACAACAAGUACCAGAGUAACGUGGUGGUGAAAUAUCACUUCCGGUCGCGGUCCGUGCUAGUCCAGCGCAGCCUGCCUGGGGCCGGCUACAACAACACCUUCCCCUACUCCUGGGGUGGCUUCUCCGACAUGGACCUCAUGGUGGACGAGAGUGGCCUGUGGGCUGUCUAUACCACCAAUCAGAAUGCGGGCAACAUUGUGGUGAGCCGGUUGGACCCCCACACUCUGGAGGUCAUGCGGUCGUGGGACACGGGCUACCCCAAGCGCAGCGCAGGUGAAGCCUUCAUGAUCUGUGGCGUCCUCUAUGUGACCAACUCGCACCUGGCGGGGGCCAAGGUUUACUUCGCUUACUUCACCAACACAUCGAGCUACGAGUACACGGACGUACCCUUCCACAACCAGUAUUCCCACAUCUCCAUGCUGGACUAUAACCCUCGUGAACGUGCCCUCUACACCUGGAACAAUGGCCACCAAGUGCUCUAUAAUGUCACUCUCUUCCAUGUCAUCAGCACAGCUGGAGGCCCCUAGGAUCCAGCAUAGGGGGGUGCUUCUGGCGGGGGGGGGGGGAGCCUCUCUCUGUCGCUGUCUUCCUAUUUUGAUCUGUCUCUAUCCUUUCCUCUCAAUCUGUCUCUCUCUGUGUCUCUAUUUCAAAUUCUCUUUUGGUCUGCCUGUUUCUAUUUCAAUCUCUUUCGAUAUCUCUGUGUCUGUCUCGGUCUCUCUAUAACUCUAUCUCUGUUUAUUUCUUGGUAAUUCUGGGUGCCUCUCUUGCUCUGUCUAUAUGCAAGGAUCUAGGGAUCUAGAUAUAGAUGUGGGCCUCCCUCUCUCUGUGUCUCUGUCUCCAUCUCUCCACCAUCCCCUGUCUCAUCCUGCCUAGGGAUUGACUGCAUGAAUCUAUUUCUCUUUUUUAUUUAUUGUUUUUCUUUCUGGCUCAAUAAACAGGAACUUUGACAUUU